Paramuricea clavata is the source of this 489-nucleotide messenger RNA. The record is from the annotation of a GenBank genome assembly. NCBI's taxonomy places the organism in Eukaryota, Metazoa, Cnidaria, Anthozoa, Malacalcyonacea, Plexauridae.
AUGAAAUGUUGUCAGCUCGCAACAAAAGGUUUGCUUCAAGGAUCUGCUGAUCCAAAAUGUUUUGGAAAGACUGACUAUGUCCUCUAUGGCAAUGUCCAAUGUUUGAAUCCGACGUUGGAGGAAGUAGUUCCUGGUGAAAUAAAGGAUUCUCUGGAAAAGCUGGAAGGAAUUCAAGACGCCGAGGAAUUUAAAUCAGAGGCAUCGUUCAACAGAGACUUCCGAUUUAGCCAUGGUUAGACGAAGCCGUUCGUGACCAUAGCAAGCAUUGCCUGCAAUUAUUUAAUUUCUCUACCACGGUCCUGAAUUAGUUUAUUGAUGGACUAAAAACGUGUGGUGUCCUUGAUUUAGUAAGAAGCAACCCAGAGCAGUUCACAGCAGUCUUCCAGUACGGCACUAAAGCGUUUUUAACAGCUGGUUUGCUUGACGACAUUUUCCAUCCAUUGUUCAGCCCAGAGGGAAGCAACAGACGUUUUAAAUUAAAGAAGAACG